This is a messenger RNA of Naegleria fowleri, 1677 nucleotides long. RefSeq lists its product as uncharacterized. Lineage: Eukaryota; Heterolobosea; Eutetramitea; Acrasida; Naegleriidae. The transcript has 3 exons. Bases 1 to 1677 code for a protein of 558 amino acids. Gene Ontology annotation, molecular function: ATP hydrolysis activity. The record is from RefSeq and is a predicted model, not a curated record.
AUGAAGCGAAGAUUAACCUUCGUCUUGCGAUCACCAACAACAACAACAACUUCAUCACAAUGUCCCACUCAUCAUCAGACUUUCGGGUAUUGCCCAUCAUCAUCCACCAAGGUCGGAAAUUCUUUAUGGUUGACACCGUUCGUUAAAGAACACAAUCAGUAUAAGUACUUGAUUGAAGAGUAUGAUGAAAACCUGGUGUUCGGAAGAAGGACUUUUUCGCAAACUCAUCGAUGGAAUGAAAAUAUUCAUAAUAAUCAAAAUGAAAAAUCCAAACCCUUGUUGGUGGCAGGUAAAUCAGAUAAAUUAAAUUCAACAUUGUCAUCUCCUUCAUUGGAAAAAUCAUCAUCCGAAUCGAAAGAAGGAAAGGAAGGAAAGGAAGGAAAGAAAGAAGACAAGAAAAAGGCCACUUGGUCUUCUUACUUUAAAAAGUGGGUCACUUAUGGAACUUUGACAGCCAUUGCUAUUUCUUUAAUUAAUCUUCAAGAAUUGAGAUCAGAAGAAACAAGUAUUCAAAAAAUUCGAGAAGGUUCAGUGAAUUUAAAGCCCUCACUAGAUCAUGACCUAAUUUCAAGAGAACGAGAAAUUCAAGAAUUGAAAAACUAUCUUCCAUUUCUUGAGCAAAAUAGUCCAGAAUUGGUUAAUCCAUCGUUUGUUCUCGUUUUUGGAAGAACUGGAACUGGAAAAUCUUUAUUUUCUGAAUUAUUAGCGAAAGAAAUGGGACACAAUUGUAUUCAUAUUCAAUUUCACAAAGAUAUGAAAGAAACUCAAAUAGUGGAAGCCAUCGCCAAAGCUAUUAAUUAUCAUCCAUUUAUGAACCGAAAUGAUUUACCGCUUUUUAAUUAUGUCACAACAAGCAUGUUAGAAAUUAUAAGACCAACCAAACCAACUUUUUCUGAAAUGACCAAAGUGCUCAAAGACAUAACCAGAAAAAUGUCAGAACAAAAAGAAGGAAUGAUUCCAUAUAUUAUCUUUGACAAUGUUGAUGCAUUGUAUCAGCCAGAGGGUUUUAAUUUUCUUAUUGACUUGUUGGAAUUGGCUAAAGAAGGAGCUUCAAAGAGAUGGUUUGGAUCUGUUUUUUUUACCUCUGAAGUUGGUCUUAAAGUGCUGAGAACUUCGCCCAGUCAUUAUUCAAUUACCAAGACCUAUUAUAUACCUGGCAUUGAGAAACAUGCUGCUGUGUCAUAUAUUGCCAAACACAUGCAAAAUGUUGUUGAUGCAGAAUCGAUCGCUGCCAUGCUUGUGGAUAACGUAUGUGGUGACAAUCUUAAGUCUAUUAUGGAUGUGAUUGCCAAGUUGAAACAAAAUAAGCCUUUAGAGCAAAUUAUUGAUGAAUCCAUUCAAGAAACAAAGUACAACUUUAGAGGUUUUGAAUUAGGUCAAAUUGACAAGAAUACUGAGGCUUUUGCUGUUUGGAAUUUACUCGACUAUAUGCACAAGAAUAAUGGCGAAUGCACCACAAGUGAGGCCUGUAUAUGCAUUGGAAGUUUUUGUUCGAAGCCUCUCGAUCUCAUCGAUGAUUUAAUCACACGAGGCAUCAUUAGCAGUAAUCCAAAUGGUUCAAUCACAUUUUUCAAUCGUUCUGUCUUUACCUUAAUUUCAAAAGCAAAAGAAAAGCGACCAAACGUGUUCAGCAAGUUUAGUUCCUAUCAACCAACGGAACGAGUGGUAGAUUUUUAA